Scomber japonicus (chub mackerel) is the source of this 1005-nucleotide messenger RNA. It is a transcript of the gene sox32, whose product is annotated as SRY-box transcription factor 32. Gene Ontology annotation, biological process: anatomical structure morphogenesis; cell differentiation; regulation of DNA-templated transcription. Lineage: Eukaryota; Metazoa; Chordata; Actinopteri; Scombriformes; Scombridae. Bases 1 to 1005 code for a protein of 334 amino acids. The transcript has 2 exons. The record is from RefSeq and is a predicted model, not a curated record. Gene Ontology annotation, molecular function: DNA-binding transcription factor activity, RNA polymerase II-specific; RNA polymerase II cis-regulatory region sequence-specific DNA binding.
AUGCGUUUCAGCCACGCGCCCUCCGCUUUCCAGCUCUGCCCAAACAUGUUGGAGAGCGAAGACUCGAGCUCCGCAGACGGGGAGCAGAUGACUGAAGAGCGCUCCCCGAGUUCAGGCCCCUCAAGCCCGCUGUCCGUGAACUCCGACUCCAGCUGCAACAGCCCCGAGGCCAGAUCCUCCUCUUCCUCUUCCUCUACACAGCAGCAGAGGGUCAGAAGGCCCUUAAACGCCUUCAUCAUCUGGACCAAAGAGGAGCGCAGGCGUUUGGCUCUACUCAACCCAGAUCUGGAGAACACAGACUUGAGCAAAAUACUCGGAAGGACUUGGAAGGCCAUGUCUCUAGCUGAGAAGCGUCCGUACAUGCAGGAGGCCGAGCGCCUGAGGGUCCAGCACACCAUCGACUUCCCAAACUACAAGUACAGGCCGCGCAGGAGGAAGCAGUUAAAGAAGAGCUCCAACCCUCGCUGUGCAGAAGCUCCGGCCGCUCACCCAUCGCUCUGCGGCACCUCGGGCUUCGGCGUUCCUUACAACCUCACCCACCUGCUCCAGAAUCAGCACCAGAACCAGCACCAGCACCAGCAGCACCCCUUCCCAAACACACCUGCUGCUUUCCCAAACUCUCCAGCUAACUUUGCCCCCAUGCACAGCAGCUACACAAACACUCCAGUCUUCCCAGAUGCAGCAGCAGCAGUAGAAGCUUUCUCUAAUAAGCCUGUGUUGUACUCAAACCCUCCUGCUUACCCUGCAGACCCUCAUCCUUAUUUCGGGGGUCAGCAGUACGGUUUCUCCACCUCUGCAGCUCCACACGUAGAUCAAGUGGAAUCAAGGUUUUUCAUGUGCUCUGCUGGACCCUCCUUGGAGUUUUACCUGGAGCAGGUUCAGCUGGACAUGCUGUACGAUCUGGACCGCAGCGAGUUCGAACAGUACUUGGGUCCGAACCCUCACAGCAGGCCCGAGUCGGUGGAUCCCAGCGGCUACCACAGAGAGGGCCGCUCGUUGUCAUAG